UCCCGCCAGGUGCCCAGGGGUAGGCGGCCCGAGAGGGCGCCAGGGCGCGGGCAGCCUCCGCCUCCCUCCGCUCCCCAGGCACCAGUCCAUCCCACAGUCCGGAGCGCCCCCGAGAGCGCGGACGCCGGCGAGCCUCCCUGUGCGCCCCGGACCGCGCACCAAGACCCCCGGCGCCGAGAUGAACACGACCUUCCUGGACCACAGCGGCUUGGAGGAGGCGGGUGGCGUGGGGAACCGCAGCCACGGGCUGGACACGUGGCUGGGCUGCUGCCCGGGGGGCGCACCGCUGGCGGCCAGCGACGGGGUCCCCGCGGGGCUGGCGCCCGACGAACGCAGCCUGUGGGUGUCGCGCGUGGCGCAGAUCGCAGUGCUCUGCGUGCUGUCGCUCACCGUGGUCUUCGGCGUUUUCUUCCUGGGCUGCAACCUGCUCAUCAAGUCGGAGAGCAUGAUCGACUUUCUGGUGCAGGAGCGCCGGCCUUCCAGGGACGUGGGCGCCGCCCUGCUGGGGCUCUACUGAGCGCCGCCGGCCGCCCUCGCCAGCGCUGCUGCAAGAAGGAGAAGGCGGACCAGGACCCUCGUCACCCUCUCUGGGCUCUGCCACUGCCUCCGGGCGGGCAGCGCGAGGGCCAGCGACGUGCCUCGGGGGCGCUCGGGUCCGGGGACACCGCGGGACUCCCUACGGCGGCGCGGGAAGGGACUUGCACGCCCGCUCGGUGCUGUGUGCGCUUCAGCGUUGGGGGCUGGGAGAGGGGACGAGAGUUCUUAACGGUUUUUCAAAAAAAAGAAGUUCGGGGCAGGCUGGAAGUGGCUGUGGGAAGCAGUUUGGGGCUAGGGUCGCUCGCGUGGGAGCUUUGUGUGUUUGUUGGUGGGGGCGGGCUACGGGCAGGGUGGGGAGACUGGCUGAAGAACCCGAGUCGCGGAGCUUGUGAGCCUGAUCUUGCAUUUGAAAAGAAAUCUUGUAAUAAAACUGCAGCCGUCGGGAUU
This is a messenger RNA of Galeopterus variegatus (Sunda flying lemur), 984 nucleotides long. RefSeq names its product reprimo-like (gene RPRML). The coding region runs from base 179 to 517 and encodes 112 amino acids. The record is from RefSeq and is a predicted model, not a curated record. NCBI's taxonomy places the organism in Eukaryota, Metazoa, Chordata, Mammalia, Dermoptera, Cynocephalidae. The transcript has a single exon.